UUUGCUUCGAGAGUUGCAGAAGAAAAUUUUCCGUCGAGAGAGAGAAUGGGAGAGAAAGUGAAGCUGGCGAUGUUGCUCGGCGGGGGAGCUAUUCUCGGCUCCGUCUCCACGCUCGCCCUCCUCAAGCUCCUGUCCAGGCGUGGACAGAAGUAUAUUAAGGAAGAUUUCAGCUUGCAAGGUGAUGGGCUUACACGUGACAUGACAAAGAAAGAUCACUCUUUAAAUGGAGAUCAUCAGAGAGUUGAUGUAGAUAUGCUGAAAGAUGAAAUAGUUUCCGAACAACUGACCAGGAACAUCCAGUUCUUUGGCUUGGACUCUCAACAGCAAGUGAUAAAAUCCUAUGUUGUGGUCAUUGGCCUCGGAGGAGUUGGUAGUCAUGCUGCAUCAAUGCUUCUGAGAUCAGGAGUUGGAAAACUGCUUCUUGUGGAUUUCGACCAGGUAUCACUAUCGUCACUUAAUCGACACGCAGUGGCAACAAGAGCUGAUGUUGGUACUCCAAAAGCCCACUGCCUGAAGAAGCAUUUCUCAUCAAUCUUCCCUGAGAGCAAUAUAGAGGCGAAAGUGCUGCUGUAUGAUGCAUCAACAGAAGAAGAAAUCCUUUCAGGCAAUCCUGAUUUUGUCUUGGACUGCAUUGAUAACAUUGACACUAAGGUUGCUCUUCUUGCUGCAUGUGUUCGUAGAGGACUGAAGGUUUUAUCUGCAACUGGAGCUGGUGCUAGAGCUGAUCCAACGAGAAUUCGCAUAGCUGAUUUAAGGGAGUCCACAAAUGAUCCAUUAUCUAGAGCUGUAAGACAUCGUUUGAGGAAGGACCAUGGCAUUGAAGGUGGUAUUCCUGUUGUGUUUUCCUUAGAGAAACCUAAGGUGAAGCUGCUUCCAUUCAGGGGGCCAAAUGGAGAAGAAGAAAAUCCUUCAGAUUAUCAAAUUGUGCCAGGUUUUAGGGUUCGUAUAAUCCCUGUUCUGGGCACCAUUCCUGCAAUUUUUGGACAGAUCAUGGCUUCCUUUGUGGUCACACAACUUGCAAGAUUUCAAGUUCAAACAGAGCCAGUGGUCAAUUUGGAUAUGGAUCAUUACAAGAUCCUUCAUCAACGGCUUAUUGAGCAUGAGGAGUCACUCUAUGGAACAGCUACACAUGUCCAGGUUGAUGUUGAAGAAGUGAUGUACGUGGUAAAAGAGUUAUGGCAUGGCCGCAGCGCAAGAGAACAGAUCGCAAAAGAUGUAGGACGUGCAAUGUGGAGAUCUAUUAAUGAGUUGAUGCUUGUGAGGUGGGAUCGAGCCCAACCAGCAUCAGUAGCCAAUCUGAUUCUACUAAAAUUUAAAGAGGCUGAUGAGCAUGAGCAGAGGACCCUUGACGAUAUACAAAAAGAGGAACCAGAGUUCUUCACAAGAGUGACAUCGGUGCUUAAGAGAGCCAGUGUGGAUUUCGGGUUGUAAUUUUCCAUUUGCACCCUGCUUAAUAAGAAGUUGUAUGACAUGGUUGUAGCAUCGUGCUUGGUGAAUUUUGUUCGGAUUCCUUCCUAGACGUUGAAUCUUUUGUAGAGCUUGGCAUUUGACUUCGUGAUAACGGGGAGCUUUCCUAUCCGGAUGCUGCCUCUUUUGCUCAUAUGCUGUUCCUUUCAUAGAACUCUGAAUUCUGUUACUGUAAAUUGAUUUUGUUGCAGUUGAUAAUAGAUUCAUUCCUUCCUA
Molecule: messenger RNA, 1683 nt
Organism: Eucalyptus grandis
Lineage: Eukaryota; Viridiplantae; Streptophyta; Magnoliopsida; Myrtales; Myrtaceae
Product: tRNA threonylcarbamoyladenosine dehydratase
Exons: 11
Coding region: 46-1431 (461 amino acids)
Biological process (GO): cyclic threonylcarbamoyladenosine biosynthetic process
Cellular component (GO): plastid
Molecular function (GO): tRNA threonylcarbamoyladenosine dehydratase activity; ubiquitin-like modifier activating enzyme activity
Source: RefSeq, a predicted model, not a curated record